Molecule: messenger RNA, 4056 nt
Organism: Xiphias gladius (swordfish)
Lineage: Eukaryota; Metazoa; Chordata; Actinopteri; Istiophoriformes; Xiphiidae
Product: zinc finger protein 420-like
Exons: 7
Coding region: 342-2864 (840 amino acids)
Cellular component (GO): nucleus
Source: RefSeq, a predicted model, not a curated record
CGAUACAUUAAAAAUCACGUGAAGCAUAAGAAAACAGAAGUUUAUGAAGUUUAAAAGUUGCUAAUAAGAUUUUACAUUUUUGAUUGACCGGAGAGGCGGCGCAUCUUAUUUUGACAAUAGAGUGAAUAGGAAUCACUUUAUCCGGGCUGCACCGUACAACAAAACGAAUGUCCCUGUUACAAACUGACACUGACUGGACCAAUGCUCACCAUAAUGAAGGUGUUUCAGGAAGAAGUUGGCGCCUGAAGCCCCGUAUGCGGCUAGCUAGCACGCUAACCGAAACCCUGAAAGAGAUCCCAUUGUAAUGUUUUUUCUUUCCAUCGUCCUUAGAGAAUUCCAGAAUGAACGACAUGGAAUUCAGUGUCCCCCUGUCCUCACUGGCACUCCUGGUCCCACCACUACGACUGAUGUCAGCGGUAAUGUGGGAAGUGGUACGCCAACGGAACAUAAAGCACUAUGGGAAACUGGAGGAAUUUGUGUCCAUGGUAACAGAUGCAGUUCCUGAACUGAUGAGUAAAAGAGAAGGGAGGCUGCUCUCACUGGGCCUGAGAGCAAGGACAACGCUUGAACUGUUGCGUUCCGAACAUCCUGAGGAUCUCAAGGCUGUUGAGACCCACCUUAACCGAAUCCGAUCUUCUUGCAUUGAGGAGACAAAUGAUCCUAUAAUUGAAGCACCAGAGGCAAACUUUAUGAAGCUGGUACAAGGCCUCAUUGAAGAUACUGAUGGCAGAGAACAUUUCCUAAAGAAUGUGUUUCCUGUGGAGUACGGCCCCGACUUCGACACAGCACUGGAGACUUUAGUGUGUGAAUUCUUCACAAGACUCGAGGAGCUGCUGCCAAUACCAGAUUUCAAACAGACUGCCUCCUGGAUCAGUGCUGCCCCCUCUGUCCUAGAGGAGUACAUGCAGUGUGUCUCAAAUGGAGAAGACCUUAAAUUUCUUCUCCAAAGCAAACAGUGCCACGGGAAACUGGCAAAGAGUAGUGUUGCUCCAUUUCAGUCAGAUGAUCUCCUCAUUCCCUCUCUGUCUCUCCCACCAUCGCUGGAAGUGGCCAUCGCUUCCCACCCGAGUGCUUGUGAUGAUGAAAAUAACGAUGUUCCUCAGAUCGUUAUGUUUGAUGAAGAACUGUCUACAAACCCUUCCACCUCAACUGAGUUUCCCGAAUCACCAAAAAGGACUGACAUCUCAUCAUCCCCUCGCAGGAGACAGCAGUCAGGAAUUCAUAAGUGCCCUGAGUGUGACAAAUGCUUCAAGCAUCACUCUGUCCUCAUCGAACACCAGAGAGUUCACACCGGGCUGCAGCCUUACAACUGCUCUGAGUGUGGGAGGGCUUUCAGAACAGCCACUCUUCUGGCCGGUCACAGGCUGCGGAAAUGCAAAAAUGCCGCAUAUCUGUGUAUUAAAUGUGGGAACAGUUUUCCAACCUCGCUGGACAAAUUCAGACACCACUGCCCAAAACGGGGCCGUAAUUACGACUGUGGACACUGUGGCAAGAGUUUUCAAAAGUCUAGCAGCUUAAAGGAACACCUGCUUACUCAUGUUCAAAGCCGCCUUUUCAAGUGCAGCCAUUGUGGGGUAGGUUUUUCAGGAAUCGGUGACCUGAAGUAUCAUCAGCAGGUAGAUCACGAUAAGCCAUACCAGUGUAAGCAAUGUGGAAAGAGCUUUAUCUCCUCCAAGUGUCUGACCAAACACCAACAACGGCAUGAAGAGGCUGGUGAAAUGGCGACGGCCAAAUUAUUGAGUGGAGGUAAACAUAGGAAAAGCGGCUCAGCUCAUCGGACUUCUUCAGCAUCUCUGUCGUCCAGGAAGACUUCCAUUAAAGCUGUCUACCCCCGUGGACGAGUCACCCAUAACUGUCCGCUGUGUGGAAGGAGCUUUAAGUAUCGCUUUGAAUUUCUCGAACACCAGAGGUUCCACACUGCAGUGAAGCCUUACAAAUGCUCUCAGUGUGGCAAAGCCUUCCGCACAGAGGCUCACCUCUCUGGGCACAGAAAGAGAAAGUGCAAAAAUGCUGCCCACAUUUGCACCAAGUGUGGGUGUCAGUUCAGGUCUCUACAUGAACGCGUCAGACACCAGUGUGUGCAGCUGCUGACAAAAUACGAGUGUUCUCAUUGCGGGAAGACCUUCAAGAUGGCCCACCUGCUGAGGAACCAUCAGAUGAGUGAACAUCAGCUUCCCUACAGCCCCAACCAUCGCUUCAGGUGCAGAUACUGUGAUGAGACUUUCCCUGGGAUCAGCGAGCUGAAGUAUCAUCAGAGAGUUGACCAUGAGAAACCCUAUCAGUGUCAGGAAUGUGGCAAGUGUUUCUUGUCUGAAAAAUGCCUAGCCAACCACGAACUGCGCCACAACGAUGACAGACCAGAGAGCUGUCUGGUCUGUGGCCGCGGCUUCAGAAACCGCUACGACUUGAAGCAGCACAUGCGCACUCACACAGGAGAGCGACCUUACCAGUGCACUCACUGUUCACAGUGUUUCUCCACAGCAGGAGGACUGAGGAGUCACACCAGGGUUCACACGGGCGAGAAGCCACAUGUUUGCCCAGAUUGUGGGAAGGCUUUCUCCCAGAUGGGUGCAAUGCGCACCCACAGGCUCACCCACACAGGAGAAAGGCCUUUCAAGUGCACGGUGUGUGGCAAAGGUUUUACAAUGGCACACAAGGUGACAGUUCACAUGCGUGUUCAUACCGGAGAGCGGCCGUACGUGUGCUCUCAGUGCGGAAAAGCCUUCUCCGAUGGAAGUGUGCUGAAGCAGCACAUGCUGAACCACUCAGGAGUGAGACCGUACCACUGCCAGAUCUGUCCCAAGACCUACACCUGUCUGAACCACCUGAGAAGGCACCUGAAAAGCCACUCUAACAUGAACUGAGUCAGACAUGAAGGCAAACCUGAUUAGAAUCUAAUAACAUUUUUACAAAUAUACUGAAACACUGCCUUUGACAGAGAGUGGUUACUAAAAUUGCAAUGUACUAACUAAACCAAGCAAUACAUGAAGGAAUAUAGAACGGUGCUGUACGGCUGCUGUUAAAAUUGAGGUGAAAAGUUUCAUUUACUCUUCAUAGUAAAAUAAAUGUAGUCAUAACAUCCAUUUGUCAAGGACUAUGACAACCAGCACAAACAAAUGGUUCUUCUUCCUCAUUCCUCACCAGGCUAUUUCUUGAUUGUUUAUUUUUUUUCCCUUACAUCAGUUUCUCAUGCAUGAAUACAUUCGGAUGUUCAAGUUAUUUUUCAGUUGAGAUGCUGUGUGUUCGGAACAGAAGCUGUAAUAUUGGUGAAAAUAUAUUUUUGGAAAGGCCUCAAAAGUAACAGAGGUGAACAUUUUGGCUUUCUGUAAAUACGCUGAAUGAGACUUACUGUGAGUGCAAAGUUAAAACGAUGACACCACUUAUUUCAACAUGACAUAACUAUAUUCCUCUAUGCCUUUUAUAUCCCCACUAUGGUUUGCAAGGUUUGUGAAUUUCUGAUUAAAUCACCUUGUUACACCUUGUGCAUGUUAAUUGACUUUAUUUAAUUAAAAGAAAAACCCACUGCAAUAAAGAGUAUUUAUCCUUUGGGGAAAAAGUGUGGACGGAAUUCGUCGUAGCUGCUAUCAGAAUAGAAAGUUUCACUAGAUGGCAGUAGGUGACUAUUGACCAUUUUUCCCAAGCUCCUCUUGCAUUGUCAGGCUGUGUUGGCAAUUUGUGGCUAUUGGAAUCAAAAGCAAUAGGAUCCCUCAAGUGAAGCUUCAUGUACUAAUGAGUGUUUUUCAGUUUUUGAAAGAAGCCAUCAUGUUCUUUGCUGCAGAAUGGAGCAUAUUAGAGAAAAAGAAAGCAUUCAGAAGAUCUUUGAGGACACUAGAGACUGAUGGGGGACUAAUGCAGCAGAAGUUACUCUGGCUCAUUUCCUGUCAUUAACUUUAUUUGGGGUGGUUUGGAAUCUUGAUUGAGGCAGCAAUUUCCUCAUGUUUUGACUGGCGCCCAUCAGUAUCUGAAGUGGUGUAAGCCGUGACAUGGAGCAUUCCUUGCUUCUUUUUUUGUUGUUUUUUUAUCUCUGCAUGGUCCCACUGUGGCCCAGUUUACCUU